GCAGGCGAGGAGCAGAGCUGGUGCAAGAGGGAGACCUGCCUGUGCGACAGGGCCGUGGCCUCCUGCUUCGCCAGCACCUUGGCUUCCUACAACGGGUCCUACCGCUUCUACCUGAAGCUGAAGUGCCGAGGGAGCACGCUGCAGUGCUGA
Merops nubicus (carmine bee-eater) is the source of this 150-nucleotide messenger RNA. Its product is annotated as basic phospholipase A2 homolog Vur-S49-like. The annotation marks the transcript as partial. The record is from RefSeq and is a predicted model, not a curated record. Gene Ontology annotation, biological process: phospholipid metabolic process; arachidonate secretion. The transcript has a single exon. NCBI's taxonomy places the organism in Eukaryota, Metazoa, Chordata, Aves, Coraciiformes, Meropidae. Gene Ontology annotation, molecular function: A2-type glycerophospholipase activity.